AUAUCCUCAUGAGCCCCUUUUUUUCUCAUUUUAUUCCCUUCAUUCCUCGUUCUUCUUCACUGCUAUUAACCACCAAAUAUUUUGGGCCUAUGGAUCUCCAUGCCCUUCUCAUUUCUAUCACCCCUUUCGUUUAAUUUAAAUAAAUCAGGUGUGUUUGAUUUUGAGUAUGUUGUUUGAGAGUUUUAUGAUGAUUUGUGGAGUGACUAGGUUGGUUUGAUUUGUAGGGUUGGCUAAUGUUUGAUGUGAAUGUCUAAAUGAGCUGAAGAUGUUUUGGGUACAUUAGAUUUGAAUUAUGUUUAACAAGAUAAUUAAACGGGGGCAAAAGAAGGGUUCGAAGCAAGAAGUUAUUGAACCGCCGAAUACUAAUCCAGAUGCUACACCAUCAGUUACUGUGAACCAUGCGUCUCGAGCUUCCACUGGGUCGCCAUCUGUCACACAGCAAAUAACUGUGCCCAACUCGGGUGUGGUUGAGGUUUUACCUGGGUUGAAAGAUGUCCCGGUAGCAGAUCGUCAUGUUUUGUUUAUUAAGAAGCUGCAGCUUUGUUGUGUGGGUUUUGAUUUCUCGGAAGCGAUGAAGAAUGCGCGUGAAAAGGAGAUUAAGAGGCAAACACUGUCAGAGCUUGUUGAUUUGGUGCAAUCUGGUUCAUGGAAGAUGAAUGAGAUUAUACAGGAGGAGAUGAUUAAGAUGAUCUCGGUUAAUCUUUUCCGGUGUUUGCCCCCAUCGUCUCAUGAGAAUACAGGCAGUACAGGUGGAGACGGAGAUGAAGAUGACAUGUACUUGGAGCCAUCUUGGCCUCACUUGCAGAUAGUGUAUGAGUUACUUCUGAGAUAUGUGGUUUCAUCAGAUACAGAUACUAAGGUUGCAAAGCGAUAUUUGGAUCAUUCAUUUGUGUUGAAGUUACUUGAUUUAUUUGAUUCAGAGGAUCCAAGAGAGCGGGAGUACCUAAAAACGGUCCUUCAUCGUGUUUAUGGAAAGUUCAUGGUUCAUCGCCCUUGUAUAAGGAAAGCAAUAAAUAAUAUCUUUUAUCGAUUUAUAUUUGAAACAGAGAGGCACAGCGGGAUUGGUGAGUUGUUGGAGAUUCUUGGUAGCAUAAUAAAUGGUUUUGCGCUUCCAAUGAAAGAAGAACAUAAGUUGUUCCUUGUCCGAGCUCUUAUUCCUCUCCACAAGCCUAAAUCGGUCUCUACAUAUCAUCAACAGCUGUCUUAUUGCAUCAUCCAGUUUGUUGAGAAAGAUUUCAAGUUGUCUGAUACUGUUAUCCGUGGGAUAUUGAGAUACUGGCCAGUCACUAAUUGUGGGAAAGAGGUUCUUUUCCUCGGGGAACUGGAAGAAGUCUUGGACGUAACACAGUCUUCUGAGUUUCAGCGCUGUAUGGUUCCUCUUUUUAGACAGAUUUCACGCUGCCUCAAUAGCCCACAUUUUCAGGUCGCUGAACGGGCACUCUUCUUGUGGAACAAUGAUCACAUUGUGAGAUUAAUGUCAGAGUACCGGCAAGUUGUCUUGCCAGUUAUCUUUGAGGCAUUAGAGAAGAAUGUUCGUAGUCACUGGAACCAGGCAAUCCAUGGGCUGACUACAAAUGUUCAAAGAAUGUUCCACGAGAUGGAUCCUGAGCUAUUUGAAGAAUGCCAGAAGGAGUAUUAUGAGAAGGAAUCAAGAGCGGCAGAAUUGGAGGAGAAGCGGAAGUUGACAUGGCAGAGACUGGAAAUGGUUGCUGCAAAGGGCGGGGGAGAUGACAUGGUAAUGGUCAACUGACAAUCAGAGGAUUCGGUACAUUCCUUCUACUGCAUCUGCUAUCAAGAUAUAAUAUAAUAAGUAGUUCUUACAGAUUAGCAGCAAUGGUGAUUUAUGAACUUGGGCUUUAUCCUCAAAAUGUUUUGUUUCCUUAUUUCAAAUUAAAAAGAAUAGAUAGUGAUUUAUUCUAAUUCUUUUUGCUCUAGUGAAGAUGUGUUGUAUUUUUAUAGAAAUGUCCUUGAUGUAAUAAUAAGAGAAUCAGCGUGUCAUGAUAAGAUGUAUGAAAAACUUGAGCUUCAUUUUGUGAUU
Messenger RNA from Daucus carota subsp. sativus, 2038 nucleotides. Its product is annotated as serine/threonine protein phosphatase 2A 57 kDa regulatory subunit B' beta isoform. Gene Ontology annotation, molecular function: protein phosphatase regulator activity. The coding region runs from base 293 to 1750 and encodes 485 amino acids. The record is from RefSeq and is a predicted model, not a curated record. NCBI's taxonomy places the organism in Eukaryota, Viridiplantae, Streptophyta, Magnoliopsida, Apiales, Apiaceae. The transcript has 3 exons. Gene Ontology annotation, cellular component: protein phosphatase type 2A complex. Gene Ontology annotation, biological process: signal transduction.